Parastagonospora nodorum SN15 is the source of this 621-nucleotide messenger RNA. RefSeq lists its product as hypothetical. The record is from RefSeq and is a predicted model, not a curated record. Lineage: Eukaryota; Fungi; Ascomycota; Dothideomycetes; Pleosporales; Phaeosphaeriaceae. The transcript is spliced from 2 exons. The coding region runs from base 1 to 621 and encodes 206 amino acids. Gene Ontology annotation, biological process: protein localization to plasma membrane; eisosome assembly. Gene Ontology annotation, cellular component: plasma membrane; eisosome.
AUGCAGUCCAAACUCAAUCUCCUCAGCAGCUCGGUUCUGCGUGGGUUACAGAUGCUCUUUGGCAUUGUUAUUCUUGGGUUGUCCAUUACUUUGAUCAAAAGCCAGAGCAAAGCCUGGGAAGGUAGUGCCUUAGACAUUAUUGCACCUGCUCCACCAACUAUUUUACCACUCGCCGCAGCCAUAGGCGCCAUAUCCCUCGCAGCCGCUGUAUUCAGCCUAGUCAUCGCAUGGACUGACAUUCUCCGCGAAUACAUCGAGAUGUUGGUGGACGUGGUGGUUAUCAUGCUGAAUGUGGUCGGCGGAGUUAUCAUAGCUAUCAAGCUCCAAGGCAUGAAUUGUGGCGAUACAAGCUUCAAAAACCGGUUAGGAAAUGGAUACUAUCCCUUCAAGGGCUCUCUGGGAGGUAUCGACAUCCUCAAUGGAGGCUGCUACGAGGACGAUGUGCCGUACGGCGAUGAACGUGUAGCGAGCUGUGCGUUCACGUCUUCCAACGAAGAUGUGCCUCAGCUGAAUGUGCGCUGCAAGCAAAGCCAGACGGACUCCAUCUUUAUGUUUCUCACUGUGGCCAUUUGUUUCGCGACGAUGCUGUUGACUUUCCUUCGGAUGAAGAAGAGCAUCUGA